Messenger RNA from Schistosoma turkestanicum, 735 nucleotides. The record is from the annotation of a GenBank genome assembly. NCBI's taxonomy places the organism in Eukaryota, Metazoa, Platyhelminthes, Trematoda, Strigeidida, Schistosomatidae.
ACACAAUUCACCACGCCAGAAUCACUCAUCUUAUAAAUCGCAAUCACAUAUAGUCCAGACUACAAGCUUCAAUCAUAUAACUGGUGAAACUUCGUAAAUAUUCUUUUCAUCUUAUUAGCAGAGCAUCUACAUUGUUGCCUAUUUCAGUUUAACUUUUAUUCUACCCUAUCUAAUAGCCCCUUGGAAUAAUAGUCUAACGUUUACUACUAGUAUCAAGCCUUUAGUUGCUAGGUAGAACGUCUACUGAUUGAUUUUUCCUACUUUUAUCAGUAUACAGUAACAUUUAACUUCACCCGCUAUAUGAUUACUUUGUUUACAGCUUCUUAUGGGUGUUUUUGCACGCGUAAAUGCAGUCGCAUUCUCUGAAGAUAUACCAUUAAAUGAAACUGCUUGGGCUGCUAGUGGCUAUGCUCCUUUACAUGUGGAAGAAGCCUAUGUAAUGGUGUCGAAUAACUGUUUUAUAGCUGCUGGAAUAUACGUCGUUUUGCUAAUUUUUUCAGGUGUUCAAUACUAUUUCAAUAAACGAGCCAACUAUUUAGCACAUUAAAGCCAACUAUUCCAUUUACAUAUGCAUAAUAUUUACCAUUUUUGUAAAAUUCUUUCUAAAUUAGAACCACUGAUCCAUAAAGUGGAGGUUUUAAUAUAUGAUUCUUAACUAAAAAACAAUUUGACAAAUUGUACUAAUUACGUAGAUUACCGUAUUUGCUAACUUUUGAAAGAUUCCUUACGAUAACA